AUGGAUAAGUUCUAUGGUGGAGGAGAUGGAGUUACUGCACAAGAAUCAGACGUGGGAGUUGGUGGAGCUUCCAGAGGGAAAGAGGGCGAUAAGAUGCAAGUUUUGGGUGCGGCCAAGAAGAUUCUUGGAUUGGAGAUUCGCAAAGAUAGAGCUGCAGGGAGAUUGUGGUUAUCUCAGGGUGGCUUUUACCCAAGGAUAGACGGUGAUGUUUGUGACAUGUCAAAGGUCCCUUAUGUAGUGGGGUGUGUGAUAUAUGUUAUGGUUUGUUUAAGACUGGGUCGGGCACAAGCUGUUAGUGUGGAUACUUCAGACUAUGGUGUCAUGUUCGGCAUACAACAGAGUGAUCUGUCAGUUGUAGGAUUUAUGGAUGCAGGCUAUGUAGAGGACUUAGAUGACAGGAGGUCUACAACACGACAUGAUGUGGGAGGGCCUAUUUAUUGGAAGUUCAGGGUUCAGUCUCAGGUUGCACAAUUUACAGCUGAUUUGGGGUAUAUGGUAGUAGCCGAAGCUGCAAUGGAAAAGUUCAAGUAUCACUUGGACUUGGUUUUAUGUCUCCAGUUGUUAGACGGGAGGUGA
Molecule: messenger RNA, 576 nt
Organism: Malania oleifera
Lineage: Eukaryota; Viridiplantae; Streptophyta; Magnoliopsida; Santalales; Ximeniaceae
Exons: 3
Coding region: 1-576 (191 amino acids)
Source: RefSeq, a predicted model, not a curated record